This is a messenger RNA of Psilocybe cubensis, 981 nucleotides long. RefSeq lists its product as uncharacterized. Lineage: Eukaryota; Fungi; Basidiomycota; Agaricomycetes; Agaricales; Agrocybaceae. Bases 1 to 981 code for a protein of 326 amino acids. The record is from RefSeq and is a predicted model, not a curated record. Gene Ontology annotation, biological process: cell surface receptor signaling pathway. The transcript is spliced from 6 exons.
AUGGCGGUGGAAGGCCGGAGUGGUGCCACUGCUACCGUUACGCAGCACUCACUGAAAUCUAAAUCAAGCUUCGCCGACCUCCAAACACGCCUUGUACGCAUGCUGCUCAAGAACAUGAAAAAGCAUACAUACCAUCAAUUUUACCGCAUGCAUCCCGCUCGCGCACCUUGCCUUAUAUUGAGAACGAAGGAUAUCUUCUCCCAAAUCUUCUUAGGAUCCCGGAGGUCCUCCAAACCUAUUUUGGGGGCCACUAAUACCUUGCCCUGCGACCGCAACAAUCACGCUUUCAGGAAAUCCACCCUCUGGCGUAUGUUUAUCCCGUCUGCAGCGGAUUCGAAUCCCCACGCACAAGCCUUCUUGAAUUCAGCCAUCCCCGAUCAUGCACCCUCCCGUAUCUGUCCUCCUAUAAAUAGUCUCAUUCAAGGGGCAACUACCUGGCUCAAGGUUAUCAAGCCUAUUUGCACGACUGUUCCAAUCGCUGGGAGCCCGAUAAAGGGCAUAAUUAAAUGUCUGCUUGAAAUAUUAACAAUUUAUGAACAAAGUAAAGUUAACCAGCACGACAUCGCUGGUCUGAAAGAACGUCUCGGACGCCUCGAUAGGUGUCUAGAACAUAUUCAAUCAUCCCAGCUCCCCUCGCCAUACAAACCCGAUGAUUUCCUGCGCAGGUCUUUGCGUAAAACGUUGUCUGAGAUAACAGCCAUUUCUCGCUCUCAAUCGUCAAUAAUCUCAACGCGGUCCGUCGAGAAAACUAUCAAAAGGUGUACAGAGGAUGUGAAUCAAGCGAUCUUGGAUUGUAUGAUGAUUAUGAUAUCCGACGUAUGGGUGGGCAACGUUGGUCACUCCAGAGAGACCAACAUAUUUCAUGGAAGGGUCCCGUAUGGCCUCGCUGCUACCCAGGAAACACCGGCGCCAUUACAAAAUGAAGGAGUUACCGACAUGUCACCAAUUGUAAAUAUCAGAAUGGAAAUUCGUGCGUGUUAA